UAAAAUUAUCAUACCAACAUCAUCACUAUCAUCAUCAUAAUCGGUGAAGAAGAUAAUGAACCACACAAUCUUCAAUUCAAUUCAAUACAACCCACAAAUCACACCUGCCUCUCCUUCCCUUCAAUUCUCCCACAAAAACACGCCAUGUUUGAUUCUGCCAAAAACCCAAGAUCAAGAUAUGACAGUUACGGCAGUCAUGUUGUUCUAAACAGGGAAUCAGAUUAUGGGGCUGAAACAGAUGACUCUGGAGAUUCUACACCUCCCUUGUGGAGGACAAGUCCAAACCGCCCCCUGCUUCGUCCUAAUCAGUAUCGAGACUUGUCUCCAGAGGCGAAGACUCAAGCGAUUCUGAGGGGCCAAAUGGAGUUAAUGGAGAUGGUGGGUCGGAUGCCAGAGUCAAGUUAUGAGCUUUCUCUGAAAGAUCUUGUUGAGCAUCCAUUGAGACAAGACAAUUUUAUGGAAGAACAGAGGGUCAAUAUUGAUCAUGAAAUUAGUACUCGGAGAAGAGAACAGGAGGUAUUGAGGAGGAAGAAGAAUAAUGAGAAGAAAUUGCAGAUGAUGAACAGAAAUGGAAUUAUUGAGAACAGAGGGUUUUUGCUAAAUAUGGGUUUUCCAGUUUCUAGUUGGGGGUCUGUUAAGACGACGAAGAAGAAGAAGGAGAAUUUGAAUUCAACGGAUUCGAAGGUUUUGCCGAAGCCGGGGGUGGCGGAGGGAGGUGGAGAGAAGGAGUGGUGGAAGAAGAGGUAUGUGGUGUCAGCCGGGGAGAAUGAAAGUGUUGGAUUGAGUAGUAAUAGUGGGAGCUCUAAAAGCAGUGGUAGCAGCAGUAGCAGAAGUAGCAGCAGAAGCAGUAGCAGCAGGCAUAAAGAUGGUGGUUGCUGGGCUCUUAUCUGCACCAAACAAGGCAAGAUGGCAGAUUAGACAAAGCUUGAGAGACCAUUUAUAUUUAUAUAUGCAUAUAUAAAUGUUUUUGUAAUUCCAUAUUCGGACCUUAUACAUAUAUAGUAGACUAGUAGUCCUAGUAGUAGGAUAUAAUGUAUAUGUUGUUUUUGUUACUGGUGUUGAAUAAUAUUUCAUGACCAUUUUCUUUUUCUUA
Tripterygium wilfordii is the source of this 1093-nucleotide messenger RNA. RefSeq lists its product as uncharacterized. The coding region runs from base 145 to 918 and encodes 257 amino acids. The transcript has 2 exons. NCBI's taxonomy places the organism in Eukaryota, Viridiplantae, Streptophyta, Magnoliopsida, Celastrales, Celastraceae. The record is from RefSeq and is a predicted model, not a curated record.